Messenger RNA from Patiria miniata (bat star), 1719 nucleotides. RefSeq lists its product as uncharacterized. The transcript has 5 exons. NCBI's taxonomy places the organism in Eukaryota, Metazoa, Echinodermata, Asteroidea, Valvatida, Asterinidae. Gene Ontology annotation, molecular function: transmembrane transporter activity. The record is from RefSeq and is a predicted model, not a curated record. Gene Ontology annotation, biological process: transmembrane transport. The coding region runs from base 1 to 1719 and encodes 572 amino acids.
AUGUCGGUGGCAACUGGUUGGAAAAUAUUGGUCGUUUUGGCCGUUUUCGCACAGUUGUUCGUGACCGCGGGGCCCCUGUAUAACUACAAUGUUUUCUUUGUAAGGUUCCAAGAUGAGUUUCAAACGAGUGCAGCUGUGACAGGGUGGUUGGGAUCAUUGAGUUCGUCGCUGCUCUGUGCAUCAUCUCCCCUCGCUGCAGUCAUUGGCUCCAAAAUCGGCAAUCUUCGCCUUUCGGUCCUCGGCGUCGUCCUGGCCUUGUCUGGUUUCAUGUCGUCGUCAUUCAUAACCUCGCUAGGCCACGGAUACCUGACUCUGGGCAUCAUGGCGGGCCUGGGGGCGGGCUUCGCUCACUUUGCAGCUGGUAGUCUGCUGUUGGAUUGGUACUCGGACCAGCCAGAGAACUGCCGCGCCACGGGAAGUGCAUUGCUUGGAAGCUCAGUUGGUGUCAUGGUUUUUGGGCCUGUGCUCAAUACUCUCAAUGCAUCGUGUGGAUGGAGAAACUCAUUCAGAAUUCUAAGUGGCGUGAUGCUCCUCGUCGGUCUAGCGUCGGCACUGACUUUCUGGAAGUGCAACAAAGUAAGACAAAGCAGCCAAAAUGAAGAGGAAAAAGCCGCUAGGGAGAAGACUUCAUCCCACUAUACUAAGGAGAUGAUUGAUGGGUCUAGCUCUACUAAGGGGAAGAAAGACAGCAUCACCCCAGAAGACGAGAGAGCUACAUUAACCACAGUUAAUUCAUUCAACGAUCCCGAGACGAUACCUGAAUGGAAGGAAGUCACUGUCAUCCUCGAAAAUGAGACAGUAAUCAAAAAGACGGCUCAAAAUGGCGAAGACAAGAUACCCAAAGAGUCUGAUGUGUCUGAAGGGGAGAAAGAGACUACCCGCCGGAAUGAUGAGACAGUUAUCCAUAAGACGUUAUCUUACGAUGGCGAUAAAACGAUUUCUGAAGAGUCAGAUACUUCUGAAGGAAAGGAAAACACAAUCAGCCAGGACGAUGAGGAAGCCCCAAAAGAGACCUCAUCCAACUGCAGCAAACAACCACUAGUAGGAUCUGACUCCUCAAAAUGGAAGAAAGUUGCCAUUGGCCAAGACGAUGAGACAGCUAUCAAAAAGAGCUCAUCCUACGAGCGCGAAAAGACAUUUAAAGUUUAUGACAACUCUGACGGCGAAAAAGACAUCAUCAGCCAAGAAGAUGAGACGGCUUCCGAAGAGAUAUCGUCCAACGUUUGCGAGAAGAUAUUUGCAGGACCUUUUGCCUCUGACAGGAAUAAAGACGCCACUGGCUUGUCCAGAGUGGCAACUACCAGAAAGUGUUCAUCCAAGGAUCUCGUUGAGAAUACGUCUGGAGCAUGCUGGUUUGACGCAUCUGACUAUCGGAAAGAAAUCAGUGACAGUAAGUUCCGAGUGCUCUUGGAUGUAGAGGUGUGGCUCUGGGUUAUGAACAUCACAUUCGCACAGAUUGGCUGGUCAUUUGUAAUUGUGAACUAUUCCAGCUUCAUGGAGAGGAACGAGCUAUCCACCGAGCAGAUCUCCUUUGUUUUAACGGUGUUUGGCGCUGCGGAAGUAGCCGGCAAAAUCGCCUUCGCCAUGUUUGGAGAUCGCUUGCCCUGUCUGAAGAUGUACGUGACAGUGACGUCCUCGUUUUGUGGCGCUGUUGUCUCAGCCUUCCUGACGCUCUGUUCAACUUUUCAGCAGAUGAUGUGCUUAUCAGUCGAUAGAUAG